Panicum virgatum (switchgrass) is the source of this 1229-nucleotide messenger RNA. RefSeq lists its product as uncharacterized. The coding region runs from base 91 to 750 and encodes 219 amino acids. NCBI's taxonomy places the organism in Eukaryota, Viridiplantae, Streptophyta, Magnoliopsida, Poales, Poaceae. The record is from RefSeq and is a predicted model, not a curated record. The transcript has a single exon.
GAGCCCGCGGCCAAUCAACUCGUCACUCCAAACCCCCACUUCUCUCGGAGCUCAGCUCCUCGUCAGUCGUCAGGCCGCGCGCGCACAGCCAUGGCCGCCCGUUCUGCCGCCGCCGCCGCCUGCGACGCCGUGCGCGGGGCUUUCGGCGACAGGCUCCGCAGCGUCGUGUCGCGGCUGCGGAGCUGCCACCGUUCCAUCUCCGCCGCCUGCUCCUCUCCCGGGGUGCUCGCGGCCGGCCUCGCCGUCGCCGCGCUCCUGUGCUGCGGCGCCGCGGCGGCGGCGGCGUUCCCGCGCGCCGCGGCCUCGCUCCUGCCGUUGGCGGCGACCACCGCCAUCUGCUGCGCGGCGUCGGGGCUCUUCGCGGCCGAGGAGCAGCGGGGCGCCGCGGAAGCCGUGGAGGCCGUGGUGCUCGUGGGCGGCCGCCGGCGGCGGGGGAAGCCCGAGGCCGGGCUGGUGCAGGUGAUCGGCGAGGCCAACGCGAGCGCGUACGGCGGCGCCGGCGGCAGCGUUCAGGUGGGGUGCUUCCUGCGCAGGUCGGCGUGGCGCGGGGUGGACGAGGACGGCGAGGAGGUCGUCUUCGCCGGCACGCUGGCUCCCUCCUGCUUGGCAGGCGCCGGCGGCGUGCAGCGGCUCGGCCACGGCGCGCUGGAGGAGGAGGUCGCAGCUAUGCGGGUGGACCGGCUCGCCGAGGGCGUCUGGAACAGCUACUUCGGCGGGUGGUCCAGGUGGCACAACGUCGACGCCGCCUAGGUGCUGCUGCUGCUGCUGCUGCGGGUCAAUUCAAUUCAAGCGCGUCCCUGUGGGCCGCAGGAAUUCCUUUGGAUAAACGGAAAGCUAUUUCUGUGGAAUUCCUGCGUUCCAGACUUCCGGCCUCUGAGUUUAGAGUUUGUUGCAAAAUUAUACGACUAAAAUUCGUUCAAAAUUGGCACGAUGGUCGAUGGUUGAUGGUUAAGUAGGUUGGUUGGCUUACUAGUUGAAUGCAUGAUCACUUAAUGGCGGCCCCCCACCAAUUUAAUUAGUUUCCAUCAACCAUGUUCGUUGGCUGGUUCUUGUCAUCGUUUCAUUGUCGAUGGAGACGGGAGCGGUGAGCCGUGAGCGACCCGGCUGCCGGCCGGGUGCUCUACUGGUUCGGUGAUCAUGUAUGGUCCGUGGCGGGUCAGCAAAUACCAGCGCGUAAUUUUGUCAGCUUGUACUUCUCAUUACUAGCUUAAAAUUUGACACUUCCAAAA